This is a messenger RNA of Vicia faba (fava bean), 462 nucleotides long. Lineage: Eukaryota; Viridiplantae; Streptophyta; Magnoliopsida; Fabales; Fabaceae. The record is from the annotation of a GenBank genome assembly.
AUGGGAUUUCCAAACUCUUUGGUGAAUCUCAUUAUGAAGUGCAUUUCCUCGGUGUCCUCUAAAGUUUACUCGAGAGAGGCACGCAAAAAAGAGAUUCAUGGCAUCAAAGUGGCAAGACAAGCCGCAAAGACUUCGCACUUGUUCUUUGCAAACGAUAGCCUACUGUUCACACAGGCUAACCUACAUGAGGCGGAGAACAUUAUGGAGGUGUUGUUGCAGUAUCAAAAUUCUUCAGGGCAGGUGGUGAAUAUGGAGAAAUCUGAGGCGUCCUUCAGUGGGAAUGUCAGCGAUGAAGUCAAAUGUGGGAUACGAUCGAGGAUGGGUGUGAAACAUGUGCAGAGCGACUCCAAAUACUUGGAACUCCCUGUCGUUUUCGGAAGAUCCAAGAGGGAGGUUUUCACAAUGGUGGUUGAAAGAGUGUGGAAAAAAAAUCAAAGGAUGGAAGGAAAGGUUUCUUUCUAA